AUGACGUCUCUUCUUGUCACUGGAGGACUCUUCAUCCUCUCAAAUGUUGGUAAGAGUAUUCUGGGGAAAGGUGCAGGAUGGGUCUUUGAUCAAGGUCUUGCAUCACUCGACGGUGGAAGUGACAACGACAAGAUAAGACAAGACAUUGCCAACGUUUUGACAGAAGUCAAACAGAUCGAGACAUCUGUUGCGAGCCUGUCGAACCAGCUGUCGGAUACUCUUCUGCAGCUUCGAAAAGACGACCUGGGGACUUAUAUCACCGAUAUCGAAACAUAUUACUCAACUAUUGGUGAUAUCAUGCAGGAGGCUUUUGAUCUUCCAAGAAAGAAUCUGACAGAUUCGGUUCGCGUUAGUCAGGCGCAGUCCCUUCAGAGCCGUCUCGAUGAUCGUCUACAAGCCAGUUCCGACAAUGUCCCUGGCUAUCUCGAUCAAAUCAACGCCUUUCUCAACGAUGCAAGCGCAAACUCCUUUCUGAAACAAGCGGCUCAACAAGCGUUUGAUGAAUCAGACGACUUCCUUGGUUAUUUUACUAAGACCAAGGUUAUGGCUUUGAACUAUUGGGUUGCCUACGCCAAAGGCAUCAGUCUUCUCCAAAUGGCACUUGAUAACCCCAAAGUCAAUUUUGAAGAGGGGAGCUAUACGAUCAGUCGCCACAAUGCCAAUUUUGUUGCCCAGGAGCAGAUCUUCGAAGACACCGUCGGACAAGAGUCUAUCACUCUGGCAGAGGGAAUAAUCAGCAACCCUCUUGAUACCCACGACUUUAUUUGGAGAGUGCAAAGCGGUCUUUACAUCGAAGAUGCCUUCUCUGAUUACCAAAAUUGGAUCGGCUCUGAUGCGGAAAAUCCAAGGUCCUCAUGGUCCAUGUUCAACGGUCCCCCAAUCACCAUAGAUCAGUUUGACCCUACGGGAAGCUACCCCGUGGUCCUCAUUCCAAGCGAUAACCAAGACCGCAUGCUCUGCGUUGGGGGGCAAUAUGGUUUACAGAUACAGGAGCAGUGGCCUGAUAAGACCGUGACGCCUUCAUGCCGCUGGCUGAUCAAGCCAAGAUAUCCUGGCGCCGACAGAUUUUCGUUCAAGUUUGACGACAAUUAUGCGGGUGGUGAAUACAAUGGUUCAUACAUUGUCGAUACUUCUUACGAAGAAGACAUGAGAAUACUGAACUUUGUCGACGCCCUAGAUAAUGGGGAUGGAGAUCAGUUUUUCAACGUCACCCUAGGUCAGUUGAAUUUGUCGAGCUAG
Fusarium fujikuroi IMI 58289 is the source of this 1239-nucleotide messenger RNA. RefSeq lists its product as uncharacterized. NCBI's taxonomy places the organism in Eukaryota, Fungi, Ascomycota, Sordariomycetes, Hypocreales, Nectriaceae. The transcript has 2 exons. Bases 1 to 1239 code for a protein of 412 amino acids. The record is from RefSeq and is a predicted model, not a curated record.